Messenger RNA from Nerophis lumbriciformis (worm pipefish), 783 nucleotides. The record is from RefSeq and is a predicted model, not a curated record. NCBI's taxonomy places the organism in Eukaryota, Metazoa, Chordata, Actinopteri, Syngnathiformes, Syngnathidae.
CUUCCCUCGGCCAUAUUGACGCUGAUGUUCAGUCCGUACCAGAGAGGCAUCUACUGUGACGACCAGAGCAUCAACUAUCCCUACAGGAGAGACACCAUCUCCCAUGGAGCCAUGGCUGCCGUUACCAUCACCAGCUCCAUAGUCAUUAUCACGACCGGCGAGGCCUAUCUGGUGCACACCAAGCGUCUGCGCUCCAACUCCCAAUUCAACCAGUACCUGUCGGCGCUCUACAAGGUAGUGGGCACCUUCCUGUUCGGGGCAGCCGUCAGCCAGUCGCUCACCGACCUGGCCAAGUUUACCAUCGGACGACCCAGACCCAACUUCUUGGCGGUGUGCGCCCCCGCCAGCUGCAGCGGCUAUGUGCUGCGCAUCAACUGUACCGGCAGCCCACGUAACGUCACUGAGUCCAGGUUGUCCUUCUACUCUGGCCACUCGUCGUUCGGCAUGUACUGCAUGCUCUUCCUCUCUCUGUACGUGCAGGCUCGCAUGCAAGGCAAAUGGACGCGUCUGGUGCGUCCCACCAUCCAGUUUUUCCUGGUGGCCUUCUCCGUGUACGUGGCUUAUACGCGAGUGUCCGACUACAAGCACCACUGGAGUGAUGUGCUGGUAGGACUCCUGCAGGGGGCGCUUAUUGCUGUUCUCACUGUGAAGUACGUCUCAGACUUUUUCAAGCAGCGCGGCGAGCCGGCGUGCACGCGGACCGACGUGGCGGACGGCGUGCGUCUGGAGCGUAAACCCAGCCCGCAGCGCACUAACCACAUCAGCUACACGCCACCCGUAUGA